AUGGAUUCGGAAUUCUUCAGCGUUUUUAGGGUUUUGGAUUUGUUCUGUAACCCCCGGCGAUUAAAGAGUGUUGGGUUCUGGCGUUUUCAGUUUUGUUCUGUCCCCGAAGCGGAACUCGACAGAGAGAGGGAAGACUUCACUGUGCAUUUCUCAUUCAUCAUUACUACUCAAAAUGACAGUUUUUAUGGGAAUGGACUAGCCUUUAUCCUUGCUCCUGCCGGCUAUCCAAUGCGCCCAAACUCAGCUGGUGGAGUCUUUGGACUACUAAACUCUACUGCCAGGAAUGGCACAUCCCCAGAUCACAUCAUCAUGGUUGAGUUUGAUAUAUUAAAUACAGAUUGGGAUCCACCAUUCGAGCGUGUUGGGAUCAACAACAACUCAUUAUCAGCAGUCAAAAAGGCCCCAUGGAAUGCUGGCUCAAACAGUGGAAAACUAGCGAAUGUUUGGACUAUUUACAAUGCCAGCUGCAAAAGCCUGAGUGUGUUCUGGACAUACGAUGACAACCCUGUUUUCAUGGGUAACUCUUCUCUUUCUUGUCAGAUUGAUUUGAAGAAAAAUCUCCCAGAGUGGAUUACGAUUGGAUUUUCAGUUGGUACAGGCGAGUGCACGGAGUAUAACAGAACCAAAUCAUGGGACUUCACUUCAAAUUUGGAUACCGAGGGCAUGGAGAUAAUGGUCAUGCAAAUAAAACACACAGUGGCACUUCUCUCUACAUUGAUCUGGAGAGAGGAUGUUUACCAAGAAGAUUUUCAUGCCAAGAACUACUUAUGCCAAGAACCACUUAGAGCUACCAAUGGCUUCGCAGAUGAUGGAAGGUUGGGCCAAGGAGGGUCCGCACGUGUUUAUAAAGCAACAUUGGAUGAUCAACGCUUAGUUGCUGUGAAAAGAAUAUUUGCUGAAUCCGAGGGUUUCUUCAUCAAUGAACUUAAGAUUAUAAGCCGUUUAAUACAUGGAAACCUGGUAAGGUAUAAGAUAGCUGUGGGUUUGGCCUCAGUCCUUCACUAUCUUCAUGAAGGCGUAGAGCAGUGCGUCCUACAUAGAGAUAUCAAAUCAGCUUAUGUCUUGCUAGACACGGAUUUCACUACCAAGCUCGGUGAUUUUGGAUUUGCCAAGCUCGUGGACCAGAGACUUAAGAAUUAA
Molecule: messenger RNA, 1140 nt
Organism: Theobroma umbraticum
Lineage: Eukaryota; Viridiplantae; Streptophyta; Magnoliopsida; Malvales; Malvaceae
Source: RefSeq, a predicted model, not a curated record